Messenger RNA from Pyrgilauda ruficollis (rufous-necked snowfinch), 1977 nucleotides. RefSeq names its product sorting nexin family member 30 (gene SNX30). Gene Ontology annotation, cellular component: cytoplasm. Lineage: Eukaryota; Metazoa; Chordata; Aves; Passeriformes; Passeridae. The transcript is spliced from 10 exons. Gene Ontology annotation, molecular function: protein binding; phosphatidylinositol binding. The record is from RefSeq and is a predicted model, not a curated record. The coding region runs from base 136 to 1629 and encodes 497 amino acids.
GCCGCCGCCUCCUGCGCCUCCUCGUGUCGCGGCGGUGGCGGGCAGGGUCCGGCCGCGGCCCCGCAGCUUCUCGCCGAGGCGGCGCGGCCUCCGCUCCCUCCUGCCUUGCCUCGGUCGCUGCCCAGCCCCGGCGCGAUGUCGGGCGGCGCGGCCAGCGCCCCUAAGCCCCUCCCGUCCUCCGGGCCCAAGUCGCUGCGGGAGAUGCCGCAUCCUCUGGCCACGUCCAGCAGCGAGGAGAUGGGGCCGGCGCUCACCCCCAGCCCCGACCUGCUGCUGCCCCGCAGCAUCGCCGACAAGCCCUGGGCGCUGCUGACAUCAAUUGCAAGAGCACAGAGCGGCUCCGGGGGGAGAACAUACCGUGUCCCUUGCUGCGAGGGACCGUCUGGGACACUGGUAAUCGCGCUGUCGCAGGAGGGUUGCGAGAGGCAGGAUUUUAUUUACUGUAACUCCUGUGGCUCAUGUCUGCAGAUAGGUGAUCUCAGCCUGCCCAAUGGCACACCAGUGGACACUUCUAGCCCGGCCUCCUCCUCAUCUCUCCUCAACAGACUGCAGCUGGAUGAUGACUUGGAUGUGGAAACUAGAGACCUUUUUGUUACAGUUGAUGAUCCCAAAAAACACGUGUGCACAAUGGAGACAUAUAUUACAUACAGGGUUACAACAAAGACCACACGAGCAGAGUUUGAUUUGCCAGAGUAUUCUGUUCGUCGGCGGUACCAAGACUUCGACUGGUUGAGAAACAAGCUGGAAGAGUCUCAGCCAACGCAUCUUAUUCCCCCUCUUCCUGAAAAAUUUGUGGUGAAGGGUGUUGUUGAUCGCUUUUCGGAAGAGUUCGUGGAGACAAGGAGGAAAGCAUUAGACAAAUUCUUGAAGAGAAUAACUGAUCACCCAGUGCUGUCUUUUAACGAGCACUUCAAUGUCUUUCUCACAGCUAAGGAUCUUAAUGCCUACAAAAAGCAAGGGAUGGCUUUACUGUCAAAGAUGGGGGAGUCUGUCAAAUACGUUACAGGAGGCUACAAGUUAAGAAGUCGGCCACUGGAGUUUGCAGCCAUUGGGGAUUAUCUGGACACAUUCUCUCUAAAGCUUGGUACCAUUGAUAGAAUAGCACAACGGAUCAUCAAAGAACAGUUGGAAUACUUGGUGGAACUACGAGAAUAUGGACCUGUUUAUUCAACCUGGGGAGGGCUGGAGGUUGAGCUGUCAGAGCCACUGGAAGGAGUGUCUGCCUGUAUUGGGAAUUGCUGCACAGCUCUUGAAGAACUCAGUGAGGACAUGACAGAAGACUUCCUACCUGUGCUUAGGGAAUAUAUAUUGUAUGCUGAGUCCAUGAAGAAUGUUUUGAAGAAGAGGGACCAAGUCCAAGCGGAGUAUGAAGCAAAACUGGAAGCAGUAGCCUUGAAAAGAGAAGACCGUCCAAAGGUACCUGCAGAUGUUGAGAAAUGUCAAGACCGAGUAGAAUGUUUCAAUGCUGACCUGAAAGCAGAUAUGGAGAGAUGGCAGAACAACAAAAGACAAGACUUUAGGCAGCUACUCAUGGGGAUGGCAGAUAAAAACAUCCAGUACUACGAGAAGUGCCUUACGGCGUGGGAGUCAAUUAUACCACUAUUGCAAGACAAGCCAGAGACCAAAUAAGAAGUACCUUGAUGGACAGUCUAGCACUUCUGUGCUCAGUACCACUAGUCAUACUGGAACUGUAUGGAGGACUCUUUUUGUUAAGUUAACUGAAAUGACAGCUGCACUUAGUUUUUCAGAGUAUCUGUUCCAGCCUAUUUGAAUUUUUUUUUCUUCAAUUUUUGUGUUUAAACUGGGGUAUGUUUCAUCUUUUUGAGUUAUCUUGAAUGGUUCCUUCUUUAUUCUAUGGAGUGAUUGGGGUUCAUAGAGAAAGUGCAUGGGGAUCUUGAUAAAAUUUACCUCUCUAGUCUGGAAGGAACUGAUGAGUGGAACACUAAAAAGAUGAAAAUAAAACUCUACUGCAAGGUG